Molecule: messenger RNA, 900 nt
Organism: Thecamonas trahens ATCC 50062
Lineage: Eukaryota; Apusomonadida; Apusomonadidae
Exons: 1
Coding region: 1-867 (288 amino acids)
Source: RefSeq, a predicted model, not a curated record
AUGGUGGUGGUUGUGGCGGUGGUGGCUGUGGCGGUGCUGGCGGAGCCGUCGGCAUCGGUGGGGCGGAGCGAGGGCCGGAGGACGGCCGAGGUGCUUGUGACCGACGUAGACGGAGACGCGCGUGCAGACGUGGUGGGCUACUUGAGUGCGCAGGGCAAGCUGGUGUGGUUCAAGCACGAGGGAACCGACUCGGGCGCGUCGCCGCUGUUUGGCGACGAGCAGAUGAUCGACGAGGAGGCGCCGAGCCCGCUGCACACCAUGUUCAUGGCCGACUUUGGCGCGGACGGCUUCCCGGACACGGCGCUGGCGGUUUUACUUGCCAACAACUCGGCAGCAGUGUUUGUGUACCCCAACGGCGGGCCGGGCGUCGGGUUUGGGGCGCGGAGUAAGGCGUUUGUGCACCGUGCGCUGGCGGCGCCCGGCCACGCCACGCUCUCACCGCUGGACGUGGACGGCGACGGACUGGUCGACGUGGUGGUGGCCGACGCUGAGAGCCUUACCUGGCACCGCAACCUCGGUGGGUAUGCAUUCCGCUUCGAGGGCUCGCUCUCGGGCCCGAGCAAGGAUGCGGCGCUGGAGCUGCUACUGGCAGCGACGUCGCCGGGCGCGGGCCAGCUGCCCGAGUCGACAAUCAUUGACUCGGGCGUGGCGACACGCAAGCCGGCAGUGCGCAGCGUGGAGAUGGGAAAGCGCCAGGCAAAGAGCGUGCGGCCUAAACCGCACGCGCUCGCGGCAAACCUGCGGUCGCUGCAAAUGCGCGAGGAGACGUCGCAGGGCACGCGGCUGACGCUCACGUUCGGAGUGGUCAUGGCUUGUGUCUCGUUUGCACUUGCUAUCAACUGCAUGCACUCGUUUUCGAUGGCGUAGGCUGCGGGAGUAAAGGAAAGUCCGAUGUGCCGA